Molecule: messenger RNA, 732 nt
Organism: Glarea lozoyensis ATCC 20868
Lineage: Eukaryota; Fungi; Ascomycota; Leotiomycetes; Helotiales; Helotiaceae
Exons: 1
Coding region: 1-732 (243 amino acids)
Source: RefSeq, a predicted model, not a curated record
AUGGCCGCUACUUUUCUGUCUAACCUCCUGUCUUUACCAAAAAGACUUAAGACGCUGAAGAUCGGGUUUGACUGCUCACGCAGAAACGAGUCGUUUUCACGCAGUUUGGAUCGUCAAAACUUGCUCUGCGAUUUUGAUCAAAAGGCUCUAGUUUCGGCCCUGAUGUGCCAGAGGAACAGUCUAGAGAGUCUCACUUUGACGUGCAACAACAGACCUGUAAGCACGAACAAGUUCCAUUCGACAAUGCCGCUACGUCUUCCUAUGUUCAAUUUUGUUACACAACUUUCCAUACCACGACUCUGGCUGGUAAGAAACGGUCGUCAGGGAUUCAUUGACUGUCAUUAUCGACUACCUCUUAAUGUCAAGCUGCUCCAAGUGAUCAAUGGAGCUGGAUAUCGUAUGGACUACGGGCGGUGCGGGACAAAUGAAUGGCUUAUGCUUGUGCUGGAAAACAGACCAACAAAGUUGCGAAAUUUGGAAAAGGUGGUUAUCAUAAUGACCAAGAUGCCGAAGGGCACAAGAAGUGGAGAUGAAAAGCUGGAUAGUGCUUUGGCCUAUGAAGAUGAUACCAGCGACGAUGAGGAGGAAACGGAUCUCAAAACUUAUAUCCGACGAGCAGAAAGCACUCCGCUCAGGAGAUUACUGUGGGUAACUACGUGGACCCUAGCGAGAACGGUGGAUGUGAAGAUUAAGCUCAAGGUUCAGGAGAACAUAGAAGAUGAACCGGUUUGA